AUGCUGAACAGGAAGAAGCACACUGUGGAUGAGGAGGAGGCCGGCAUGACGGUGCGUCAGCGCCUGCGGCAGAAGCGCGAGUUGGAGGAGAAGCGGAAGUUUGGGCUCGCACCGCUUGCCGUGGACGAGGUGUCGGGGAACGAGAUCAGCCCGAAUGUGCCGCAGCUCAUCUCGCAGGCUCCGUGGUACUACGGCGCCUCCGGCCCCACGCUCGACCACCAGCGCCUGAAGUCCGCGGAGACGAUGGACAGGCUUCAGGACAAGCACGACAAGGUCGUUGUGCUCGGAAAGGCAAAGGCGUACACUGCGGGGGCCUGUGGCAACUGCGGCUCCAGCACGCACAAGACAAGCGAGUGCUACAAGCCCCGUAAGAGGGUCGGCGCCAGGUUCAGCGGCAAGGUGUCGGCUGUCGAUAUGCAGGUUGAGCGGACGGAAAAAACCUACGCGCAGAAGCGUGAACGAUACGCCAUGGGUGCCGGCGUUGACCUGCUGCAGCAAGCCGCACAGGAGGAGGAUAAGGGGGCGGAAGAGGCGCGGGCAGGUGGGAGGCACGAGGCCAACGGCGAGGCGGUGAAAAAGCACCCGCGUCUGCAGGACGUCUUUGCGACGCAGACGGCGGUGACAGGCGGCGGGGCGGAGAUCAAAGAGUUGCCGAAGCACCUCCACAACCUCGACGACGACGGCGCGCUCUUCGACCCAAAGACGGGCUCCAUGCGCGGGAACCCGAACGCGGCGGACCCAACCCGCACCUUCCAGGGCGACCUCCAGCGCUACCGCACGGGCGACUACUACACCUACCUGGAUAUGCAGCUGCGGUUUCUGAACGGUGAGUCAAAGUCCAUCGUUGACUUUGAGCUGGAUGAGCAGCUUCAGAGGCAGAAGCGACAAGGGCAGCAGCGGAAGGAGGAGGGUAACCGCAAUGACAACGGCGCCAGCACGGAGGAGGAAACGGCGCGGGAGCGCUUGGUGCGAUCGCUCUACGGCGACUCCGCCUUAGCCUCUGCGGAGAGUUCGCUACGCAUGAAAAAGGCAAUCGCCAGUGUGGCUGCUGCUGCUGCUGCUGCUGCGCCGUCGCCGGCGUCGUCCUCGUCGACGCCAAUGGCGGUUCCCUUCCCCCGCACGCUUUCUGCGACUCGCAACGGCCACGCCUGCGUCUACGGCAGUUACUUUGACCGCGAUGGGUUCCGAUGGGGGUACAAGUGCUGCAAGCGCCUUGGAAAAGACGCAGCGGCAUGUCAAUCAACACCCAGAGAAAUAGCAACAGCUGCGAAGGCAGAGGAGCAGAGUUUGGGCGGAGCAUCGUGA
Trypanosoma conorhini is the source of this 1305-nucleotide messenger RNA. RefSeq names its product pre-mRNA-processing factor SLU7. Gene Ontology annotation, cellular component: spliceosomal complex. The record is from RefSeq and is a predicted model, not a curated record. The transcript has a single exon. Lineage: Eukaryota; Euglenozoa; Kinetoplastea; Trypanosomatida; Trypanosomatidae. Gene Ontology annotation, biological process: mRNA splicing, via spliceosome. Bases 1 to 1305 code for a protein of 434 amino acids. Gene Ontology annotation, molecular function: pre-mRNA 3'-splice site binding.